CAUACCUGGUGCAUGGAAUAAUGUUCUUGAUCCUCCCAUAUCCCUAUAAAAAUCGAUCAUCUACAGCAAGUUUUACAGGCCAAAGACACAAUAGUAAACUUGAAUCCCUCUCUUAGAAAUAGUAGUGGUGGCAAUUAUGGGUGCUUAUAAUAGGCUGCUUGUGCAAGUCAUAUGGGGAGGCGUAAUAUUAUUAUCUGGAAUGGCAACUGCAACACUUGCAGCAGCAGAACCUAAUGGAUCAGCCCUCCCUAACUGCCCCAACCGGUGUGGAGAUGUUGAAAUUCCAUUUCCAUUCGGCAUAGCUCAUGGUUGUUACCUAAAUCAAAAUGACGACUUUUUCAUCAACUGUACCCAAUCGGCAGGCCGACACCAACCAAUGAUGGGAAACCUUGUUGUCCAGAACAUUUCCUUAGAAGGCCACCUUGACAUCUUGAUGUUCACUACCAGCAUUUGUUACAAUGAAUCGGGCAUGCGUUCGACAAACAUUUGGUGGUCCUCUCUGCAAAGCUCCUCCACUUACACGAUUUCUAGCACCCAAAACGUGUUCGUUGCUGUUGGCUGCGAUACAUAUGCAUACCUUCAUGGUAAGCAGAACAAUGGAAACUUUUCCAUGGGCUGCAUGUCCAUUUGCCAGAAUCAAAGGAAUGUUUUGAAUGAGACUUGCUCUGGAAUUGGUUGUUGCCAGGUAGACAUCCCGCGAAGAGUGAGCAAGAUGACUUUGGAAGUAAAUAGCUUCUAUAAUCACACAAAAGUAUUGAACUUCAAUCCCUGCAGCUAUGCUUUCGUUGUUAAGAAAAAACUCUUCAAUUUCUCCUCCGUUUAUAUUUCCAGUCUCCAAAUUAAUAUAACCAUUCCGAUGGUACUUGAUUGGACAAUCGGUAAGGAAAGGUGUAAGUAUGCUCAGCUCAAGUCUGAUUACAAAUGUGGAGGGAACAGCACAUGUGAUGAUCCUGAAAACGGCUAUGGUUACCGUUGCCAGUGCAAGAAGGGUUACGAGGGCAACCCCUACCUCCCACGUGCCUGCAAAGAUGUUAAUGAGUGCCUGAACCCAAAUCUCAAUAAUUGCACAUCACCAAAGAGAUGCAUUAACACAGAAGGGAAUUAUACAUGUUCUUGCCCCAAGUGGCACAGUGGGGACGGAAGAAAAGAUGGUGAAUCGUGCACUUUGAACCUCGGACUAGUGAACAAGACUGCCAUUGCUAGUGGUGUAGGCUUUAUAGUGCUUCUGGUCUCUAGCUCUUGGAUGUAUUUGAUAAUCAAGCAAAGAAAGCUAAUCAAGCUUAGAGAAAGAUUCUUUCGCCAAAAUGGUGGUGUGAUUUUAAGUCAACAACUCUCCGGACAAGAAAAUUCAGUUCAAAUAGCCAAAAUCUUUAGCGCAGAAGAGCUAAAAAAGGCUACCAACAAUUAUCAUGAGAAUUCAAUCAUUGGUGAAGGAGGGUUUGGGACAGUUUAUAAAGGUGUUUUAUCCGAUAAAAGAGAUGUGGCAAUCAAGAAGGCCAAACUUGUGGAUAAGAGCCAAAUUGAACAGUUCAUCAACGAGGUGCUUGUACUUUCUCAGAUUAACCAUAUAAAUGUUGUUAAACUCCUUGGUUGUUGUAUGGAGACAGAAGUCCCUUUACUAGUCUAUGAGUUCAUCUCCAAUGGCACGCUUUUCGAGCACAUCCAUCAUAAAAAUAGACCAUCACCAAUUUCAUGGGAGACUCGUCUUAAGAUUGCUGCAGAAACAGCAGAGGCAUUAUCUUAUCUGCACUCUGCAGCCUCUCCACCAAUAAUUCAUAGAGAUGUCAAGUCUUCAAACAUAUUACUAGAUGGUAAUUACACAGCUAAAGUGUCUGAUUUUGGAGCUUCAAGAUUGAUUCCAUUAGACCAAAUAGAAGUGGCUACGUUGGUACAAGGAACUCUUGGAUACUUGGACCCUGAAUAUUUGCAAACCAGCCAAUUGACUGUGAAAAGUGAUGUUUAUAGCUUUGGCAUCAUCCUGAUAGAGUUACUAACCGGAGAAAAGGCGCUUUCAUUUGAUAGGCCGGAGGAAGAAAGAAGUCUAGCUAUGUAUUUUCUUUCUACUAUUAAAGAGGAUAGACUAUUUGAAGUUCUUGAGCAGAAUCUAGGGACUGAAAGAAAUGAGAAGCAGCUGAAGGAAGUGGCUAAUCUUGCAAGGAGGUGCAUCAAAUUGAAAGGAGAAGAUAGGCCUACCAUGAAGGAAGUAGCCGCUGAACUGGAUGGUUUAAGAGAGAUUGACAAGCAUUCUUGGGUUAACGUUGGUUCCAAUUCAGAAGAGAAUGAGUACUUGCUGGGGGAGACAUCCGGUUCUUAUACAUAUGAUAUUACUGAUCUACCAUCUCUGGCAGCCACUUAUGAAUUAGCCCUCCCUAACUGCCCCGACCGGUGUGGAGAUGUUGACAUUCCAUUUCCAUUUGGCACAACUGAUGGUUGUUACCUAAAUCAAAAUGACGACUUUUUCAUCAACUGUACCCAAUCGGCAGGCCGAUCACAGCAACCAAUGACGGGAGACUUUGUUGUCCAGAACAUUUCCAUCCAAGGCCAGCUUGACAUCUUGAUGUUCACUGCCAACAUUUGUUACAGUGAGUCGGGCAUCCCUUUGGACGUAGACUUUUGGCUGUCCUCUCUGGAAAGCUCCUCCACUUUCACCAUUUCGAGCACCCAAAACGUGUUCACGGCAAUUGGCUGUGACACCUAUGCAUUCCUUAAUGGUGACCAGAACAAUGGAAACUUCUCCAUGGGCUGCAUGACGAUAUGUACUCAAAAUAAAAGCAAUGUUUUGGAUGGGACAUGCUCUGGAUUCGGUUGCUGCCAGGUAGAUAUCCCAGAAAGAGUAAGCAAUUUUAGUUUGGAAGUACAUAGCUUCAAUAAUCACACAAAAGUAUGGAGCUUCAAUCCAUGCAGCUAUGCCUUUGUGGUUAAAAAGGACAAGUUUAGUUUCUCCUCCGCUUAUCUUUCCAGUCCCCAGUAUAAUGAAACCCUUCCGAUGGUUCUUGAUUGGACAAUUGGUGAUAAAAGGUGUGAGAAUCCUGUGAACAAGUCGGAUUACAUAUGUGGAGGGAACAGCACAUGUUAUAGUCCUGCAAACGGGUAUGGGUAUCGUUGCGACUGUUAUGAGGGUUAUGAGGGGAACCCCUACCUCCCUACUGGUUGCAAAGAUGUUAACGAGUGUCUGGAUCCAAAUCUCAAUAAUUGCACAUCGCCAAAGAGAUGCAUUAACACAGAAGGGAAUUAUACAUGUUCUUGCCCCAAAUGGCACAGUGGAGACGGAAGAAAAGGUGGUGAAGGGUGCGCUUUGAAUCUCGGACCAGUGUACAAGAUCGCCAUUGUUGGUGGUGUAGGAUUUAUAGUUCUGCUGGUCUCUAGCUCUUGGAUGUAUUUGAUAAUCAAACAGAGGAAGCUAAUCAAGCUUAGAGAAAGUUUCUUUCGCAAAAAUGGGGGAGUACUUUUGUCUCAACAACUCUCCAAACGAGAAAAUUCAGUUGAAACAGCAAAAAUUUUCGGCACAGAAGAACUAGAAAAGGCUACCAACAAUUAUGAUGAGAAUUUAAUCAUUGGCCAAGGAGGAUUUGGAACCGUUUAUCAAGGAUUUUUAUCAGAUAGUAGAGUUGUGGCAAUCAAGAAGUCGAAAAUUGUGGACCAGAGCCAAAUUGAGCAGUUCAUCAAUGAGGUGCUUGUACUUUCCCAGAUAAACCAUAGAAAUGUGGUUAAACUCCUUGGCUGUUGUUUGGAGACAGAAGUUCCUUUACUAGUCUACGAGUUUGUCCCCAAUGGCACACUCUUCGAGCACAUACAUUAUAAGAUUAGUAGGCCAUCUGCAAUUUCAUGGGACACUCGUCUUAAGAUAGCAUCAGAAACAGCAGGAGCACUUUCUUAUCUACACUCUGCAGCCUCUCCGCCUAUAAUUCAUAGAGAUGUCAAGUCUUCAAACAUACUACUAGAUGGUAAUUACACUGCUAAAGUGUCCGAUUUUGGAGCUUCAAGAUUGAUUCCACUAGACCAAACAAAUGUUGCCACAAUGGUGCAAGGAACUCUUGGAUAUUUAGAUCAUGAAUACUUACACACUAGUCAAUUGACUGAGAAAAGUGAUGUUUAUAGCUUUGGAGUCGUCCUAAUAGAGUUGCUAACAGGGGAAAAGGCACUUUCAUUUGUUAGGCCUGAAGAGUUGAGAAGUUUGGCAGUGUAUUUUCUUUCUGCUUUUGAAGAAGAUAGAUUGUUUGAAGUUCUUGAGAAGAAUCUAGAUUUAGGGAAUGUAGGAAAUGAGAAGCAAUUGAAGGAAGUAGCUAAUCUUGCGAGAAGGUGUGUUAACGUGAAAGGGGAAGAUAGGCCUACAAUAAAGGAAGUAGUGACAGAGUUGGACGGUUUAAGAAGGACUGAGAAGCAUUCUUGGGUUAACGUUGAUGCCAUGUUAGAAGAGACUGAAUACUUGCUGGGGGAGACAUCUGAUUCUUAUAAAUAUGAUGCUAUGAUUAAAAAAACUGUUGUAUAUGAUAGCAUCAAGGACCAUACAAUAGAAGCCUUUGAUGAUGGGAGAUAA
Molecule: messenger RNA, 4537 nt
Organism: Juglans regia (Persian walnut)
Lineage: Eukaryota; Viridiplantae; Streptophyta; Magnoliopsida; Fagales; Juglandaceae
Exons: 7
Coding region: 137-4537 (1466 amino acids)
Biological process (GO): protein phosphorylation; cell surface receptor signaling pathway
Cellular component (GO): plasma membrane
Molecular function (GO): calcium ion binding; protein serine/threonine kinase activity; ATP binding
Source: RefSeq, a predicted model, not a curated record